AGAAACAAUUAUUAGAAGUAAUUACCUUCAAAAUUACAUAUGUCAGCAAUGUGAAAAACUAUACACCUCAAACCGCCAAUAUAAGGACCUCCCCUUGUCUUUCUCCUCUUUACCCCUCUCCCUCUUCAUUGCAGAAGAGACUGAGACCACUCUUUCCUCUUCCCCUCUCCUACGCUUUCCUCAAUCAGGACUAUUCCGUUGAGGCACUCAACGAACACCCAUAAUUCUCCAGGACUCGUAUCGUUCAUAACCGAGUGAUCAUCACCUUCGUUAAAUCAAUGGAUUUCCAUCUGGGUUUCCUCGUGCUGUGCUCUGUUCUUGUUUUGGCUUCUGGGAAUUCAAGAAAUCUCCCGAUCGUAUCGUUUGAAGAAGGGUAUUCACACCUUUUUGGUGAUGACAAUCUCAUGGUCCUAAGGGAUGGAAAAUCAGUCCAUCUCUCUCUAGAUAAACGAACAGGCUCUGGAUUUGUGUCUCAAGACCUUUAUCUGCACGGAUUCUUCAGUGCUUCUAUCAAACUGCCUGCGGAUUACACUGCUGGUGUUGUUGUUGCAUUUUAUAUGUCAAAUGGGGACAUGUAUGAGAAAAAUCACGACGAGCUGGACUUCGAGUUCUUGGGGAACAUCAGAGGCAAAGACUGGAGGAUUCAGACGAAUGUUUAUGGAAAUGGAAGCACAAGUACUGGUAGAGAAGAGAGAUACGGCCUGUGGUUUGAUCCUUCUGAGGAUUUCCAUCACUACAGUAUUCUCUGGACUCAGAAUCAGAUCAUAUUUUAUGUUGACAAUGUACCCAUAAGAGAGAUCAAAAGGACAGAAGCAAUGGGUGGAGACUUCCCCUCUAAGCCAAUGACUUUGUAUGCCACAAUCUGGGAUGGUUCUGACUGGGCCACAAAUGGGGGUAGGUACAGAGUCAAUUACAAAUAUGCCCCUUACAUUGCCGAAUUUUCCAACUUCGUCCUCCACGGCUGCGCUAUCAACCCGAUUGAGCCGUCGUCAAAAUGUGACCAUGCAUCAAAUUCCGAUUCCAUCUCUACUGGUAUCACAUCCGAACAACGAACCAAAAUGGAGAGUUUCAGAACCAAGCAUAUGCAAUAUUCCUAUUGCUAUGAUAAAAACCGGUACAAAAUUCCUCCACCAGAGUGUGUAAUCGAUCCGCGGGAAGCAGAGCAGCUUAGAGGUUUUGACCCUGUCACGUUCGGUGGGGUACGUCGCCACCAUGGGAAACACCACCACCGGAGCCGAUCAAGCACGGCUAUCUGAGGAGACUAAUUUCUAUAUUUGCAUAUGGGCAUUAUCAUAAUCUUCUGUUGAAUUUUCAAAUCUGAUCAUUUGUUUUUGUGAAUAGAUAAAGGGGGAGAGGGACAGAGAGCAUAUAUUUCAUUGAUGGGUAUGUGUAUGUAUAUACUUCAUACCUUCUUGGUUCCAAGCCAUCUUCUCAUUGAUAUGUUGUCUUUGGCUUUAUAUUUUGAAAUUUGGUGCUUAUUUCUGUACUUAUGGCACAUCCUAUGGUUUCAAUAAAUAUAUCAGUAUAUGGAGUUACUAGUGUA
Molecule: messenger RNA, 1543 nt
Organism: Rhododendron vialii
Lineage: Eukaryota; Viridiplantae; Streptophyta; Magnoliopsida; Ericales; Ericaceae
Product: probable xyloglucan endotransglucosylase/hydrolase protein 28
Exons: 4
Coding region: 279-1256 (325 amino acids)
Biological process (GO): cell wall biogenesis; xyloglucan metabolic process
Cellular component (GO): apoplast; cell wall
Molecular function (GO): xyloglucan:xyloglucosyl transferase activity; hydrolase activity, hydrolyzing O-glycosyl compounds
Source: RefSeq, a predicted model, not a curated record